Volvox carteri f. nagariensis is the source of this 2465-nucleotide messenger RNA. RefSeq lists its product as uncharacterized. The record is from RefSeq and is a predicted model, not a curated record. The coding region runs from base 306 to 2465 and encodes 719 amino acids. The transcript has 4 exons. Lineage: Eukaryota; Viridiplantae; Chlorophyta; Chlorophyceae; Chlamydomonadales; Volvocaceae.
CUGCAAUCCAACGUCGCUCAUGUUCAGCGGGGUAACUCGCGGCCUUAAGUUGAGUUCAACGUCUUGAGGUUGAGAGUCAAGUAGCCUAAGUUCUACAUGCUGUAAACAAACAAAGUUGACCCUGCUGGAUUGAGAAAAAAGUCGACCCUUGAUGCUGUUUGAUCCUGCCCGGCCUCCAUCCCACCCCCAAAAGUGCGGUCUUGCGACCUUUACGGGAUCGAGAAUACCAAGGCUUCACAUCUGUGACCAUUGAUGGCUCGGAUGAGAUCGACGCGAAGGGGGUGCUCGCGGUGGCACCCGCCUUGAUGAAGCUGACCCUCUGGAACCUCCGGUCCAGCGACCUGCUGCCGCUUCUUGAAGGUAGUGUCGGCCCAGGGCUGCAGCACCUCGACUUUGAACUGGGAUCGGGGUCAGAGCAGGCACACAGGGUUGCACGGGCCUUGUCCGAAUGCGCGGGUCUCCAGGAGCUGUGUGCCCGUGCACGCCUCUGCUUCCAGCAUGACAAUCUCAGGUCGCACCCUGCUGACCUGGCAACCGCACUGGGCGGCUUGCCGGCAGGCGUUCCACUGCGCACGCUCAGCAUUCCUAGUGUGAAGGACGUGGAGUCCUUCAUCCCGACACUGCAGCGCCUGACCUGCCUCACGCACCUCUGGGGUGGCUUCUGCCUGAGGCCGGCCCAGCUUGCCCAGCUCGCACAGCACCUGGUGCGCCUUGAGUCCCUUGUCAUUAGUGAAUUCCAGGCCAGCGAGGAGGAGAAGGCUGCACCACCCCCUCCUCAACUACCGCACCUGAAGCUCCUCUCUGUCAAGGACGACGGACAGGACCCUGCAUCUCUCACGACGCUCCUCCAGAGCACGCCACCCAGCUGCAAGCUCGACAUCCAUGGCAUGGGCCUGCAACCUCGCCACGGUGGCGGGCAGCGUUCAGAGAAGUGGGGGGCCCGCUUGAUCCAGGCCGCUAUGCUGAUUGCGGAAAGGGGCCAGCACUUCCCCGACCGCAAAAUGGAGAUGGAGCUUGGGCUAGGCGGUCCAGUGCUCCCACCCUCGUGGCAGGGAAGCUUCGGGCCUUUCCUGGCCUCACUGGCACGCCUGAACCUAAAAGAGCUGCACCUGUUUGAGGCCCUGGAGCUUGGCAUGGCAGACGUGUGUGCGCUACGGACACUGACAUCCCUGGAGAUGCUGGACAUCGGUGGCCCUGUAGUGCUGGUUGUGCUGCCGCUGCUGGUGCUGCCCAAGUUGACCCUGCUCAGGCUGCAAGUGCUGGAUGGGACCACUGUGAGCGGCCUGGAGGCCGUGCUCGUGGGCCUCUGCAACUCAGUACCAGGCCUGACAGUCUUCCUUUCCUACACCCCUGAGGGUCUGCGUGGUGCUCUGUGUGCAGCGGCAGAGCGCGUGAAUGAAGUGCUGCACAUGUGCAACAGCCAGCAGCAGCAGCAGCAGCAGCAGGACACCACGCGCGUGGUCUUGGUUGAGAGCCUGUUGGAAAAGCUUGGACGUCUGACCCCGGAAACCGUGCACGAGAAGCUUCUCAAGAAGCUGGAGACCGAGCGGCUGCGGCUGAUGAAACAGGCGACAAGGCUCGAUGAACACGUCAACAGUGAGAUUCACGCCAUUGACACUCUGCCGGACACCGCAAGCAACGACCUUGUCAGGAUCUGUCUCAAGGGUGAUCGGGAAGCUGUGCACAGCCUGCUAAACAAACUUGGCGGCGUCACCGGCUGGCAGACCAGCGCGGGAGGGCUCUACAAGAUCUCCAUGAACAUUGUGAAAACAGAUGGCCUCCGCAAAGCCUUCUUGGUACUCAUCGUGCCAAACUGGGAAGGUAACCGCCACACCCUGUCUCGGACGAGUGAUCAUUCGUCCGCGUUUCAUGAAGCUGCCAAAAAACUGGUAAGGGCCCACGCUGAGGCGGGCAUGAAGAAGCGGCAGCAUGAGGUCUACACCUACGAGGUGCACUUUGUGACUCGCACGGAGCGGACAAUGCACUAUGCCCACUUUGACGGAAGGUCCACCAAACCCUUCAUGCUGUACGGCGGCAACCCACUGUCCAAGUACUUCAAGGACUACAUGCCCAGCACCAAGGGUGCCAUGCUGCAGCAUCUCAAGCACAUCUUUGACGACGGACUGCUCACCACGCACAACUGGCCGUACAUAGCAUCCGCCCAUGACGUCUUUGACAUCCUGGGUGACAAGGAAGGGGCCGGCAGGGCAGCUGCUGUGGACAGCCUGCGCCUGGUCACCAGCCGAGACAGCUUUGCUGAGGGCAACCACUGGCUCAAGGUGCUCAAGUUCGAGGCCGUCCCGCCUUGCCGCACCCACAGCAGGCCUGACCCAAUCCGGCACGUGUAUGUAGCAGCCGGUACACAGGUGUUCGUCAAGCUUGUUGGGGAGCAGGAGGCCUACUUCCACGACCACUUCAGGGGCUACAACUUCACAAAGGAUGUGUGCAUUUGCCCCCACUCCUAA